This is a messenger RNA of Acanthopagrus latus (yellowfin seabream), 2666 nucleotides long. RefSeq names its product tetratricopeptide repeat domain 12 (gene ttc12). The coding region runs from base 316 to 2370 and encodes 684 amino acids. Gene Ontology annotation, molecular function: protein binding. The record is from RefSeq and is a predicted model, not a curated record. Lineage: Eukaryota; Metazoa; Chordata; Actinopteri; Spariformes; Sparidae. The transcript is spliced from 21 exons.
UACUCACACUACAUAGGUUACAGGUACACAGCAUAUACAGCAUGUGCAGGAAAAGAGGGACCCUGAUAUUAAGAUAUGCAGUUAGUUAAAAGUUUCAUUAAGUAGUUCUACUGACAAACGCCUUUUCUUUACUAGCCCAUUAUCUGCUGUGGCAAAAUGUUAAAAACCUGUUUUACGAGUGACCAUGAAUGUAUCACGUCACCAUGGUAACAUAACGCCGUGACAUCAGAAAAGUAAACUAAGUGUGGCUAAAAGCUAACACAAAGCUAUCUAGCUUAUCAAAUAACCAAGGCAGACUAUAAAGGACACGGUACGAUGGACAAACUUGACGGCUUGGAGAGUUUUUUGAAGAAUGUUGACAAAAUAAGUGAACUGGUGAAGGAUAUGAAGUCCUCCGAUGCCGAAGUCCAGCAAAAAGCAAUGGAAGAAGCUGACCGCUACAUUGCUGUUUUGGAUGAACACUGCACGACAAAAGUCAACAAGACUACAAUCAACACAAGCCCACCGCAACAGCCUUCCGUAAGUCUGCAGAAUGAAAGUCCAGAGAAUUUCAUGAAGAUUAUGGAAAAAGAUGCUGAGGACAGGAGAGCGAGGAGGAUUGCAAAAGAGAAAAAGGCAACUGCACUCAAAGACAAGGGCAAUGAAGCUUAUGCUCAAGGGGACUAUGAAACUGCUGUGAAGUACUACAGUGAUGGCCUGGCUGAACUACGGGACAUGCAGCCUUUGUACACCAAUCGAGCACAAGCUUACAUCAAGCUUGGAAAGUACAAGGAGGCCAUCAGUGACUGUGAAUGGGCCCUGAAGUGUAAUGAGAGGUGCAUAAAGGCUUACCUACACAUGGGAAAAGCAUAUCUGGCAUUGAAGAAAUAUAAUGAGUCCAAAAACUGCUUCCAAAAGAUAUUGGAGAUCGAACCUGCGAGGGAGAAGAUGAUGAAAGAAUACCUGACACAGGUAGAUUUGGAAGCGGAGAAGGAGAGUCAAGAGAUGAAAGCAAUGCAAGAGCUUGACAAGCGAGACGGGAAUGCCAAAAUAGUGCCUGAACUGCUGGAGAAGCUGUCGAGGCCGGGCCAGGCGUCCCUCUACUACUGUGGGGGAUUUGAGAUUCUGUCAAAAUCAGUAACUGACUGCACUGGCCAGACGCUCUUUAGACUCAACAAUGGCUUCAACAUCAUCAGCAGCAAUGACGUGGUGAAGAGUUGCCUCUUGCAAAAAACAAAUGAUGGAGACAGUCAGGAGCUGUGUGCCUCUGUUCUGAGAUUAUGGAGGGCUAUUUGUUGUGGAAAUGAUGAAAACCUGAAGAUGCUGAUGUCAUGCCCAGUCAGCAGACAGUCCGUUGUUGACUUGCUAACAUCAAAGCAUGGUGCAGUACAGAAAGAAUGCAUAGCAUUACUAUUAUUGUACUCACAGAUGCCACAUGGAAGAUGUUUGGCCAUUGGCAACUUGAAUGUACACAAGUUAGCAAGGAACCUCAUGGUGUGCAUCUCAAAGCAGCAACAGGAGAACACAUCGGUUAACAUUCUGGAGAACUUUGCAGCAGAAAACAGAUUUUGCAUUCAGUUAAGAAAAGGAUUGACAGACUCAGUCAUCGUGCCAUUUACAUCAGUACUGGAAAAUAUGGACAAGUCCAGCCAUCAUGUCCUUCCGUCUCUGAUAUCGGCUGUUGGCCGUCUGGCUCAAGAUGAAGUCAUCCGUCACAAUUUUGCUCAUGAUCCAGAAUGUUGGAAGGCCUUUCUGAUUGCCAUUAGGCUGUGCAGUGCAUGUGAAUACAGAGAGGUCCUCUACCCUCUGCUUGGUUUGAUCAUCAACCUUUUAACAAUCAACUCUCCAGUCAUUCAGGAGAAUGCUGUUUCCCUCUGUAACUGCUGUCUGGGCCUGCUGAAGGAUACCGAUGGAGGCAUCAUAACUAGAGCCACAGGCGUGCUGUGUAAUGUCCUCCCUCAGUCCACUGAGGCUGUUCAGCAAGCUAUUCAAGGGGAUGUGGUCCGAACCAUGCGUCGACUGCUGAAGGGAACAGGGCAGACUGCCACUAAGUAUGCCAUUAAGACUCUGACUGUGUGCACUGCUGCCAGUCAGCUGGCACGGGAGGAGCUUCUGAAGUCCGAUAAAAAACUGUCCAUUUUACGUCAUUUGUUGGGUUCCAGCUGUGAUGAGAUGGUGUCUGGAAAUGCAGCCCUGUGCUUGGCUCAUUGCCUUGAGUUAGAGGGAACUGCCAGCAACCUGCUGGGCACUGAUAUUGUGCUGGUGCUUCUGCGCCACGCUGCAGGAGAUGCUAAGAGGACAACUGUGCAGCAAAAUGCAGCGAUUGCUCUUGGGAAGCUAUGCCGCUCUGAGCCGAGGUACCCUCGCACCUCUUGCCUGAAGGAGCAUUGACAGACAAGAUAAAUGUCACUCUGUUAAUGAGCUAAUGCGACAACAUAUGAACAAACUUCGAGAACUAAAUGGCCUUGAGAUCCUGCACUCAACAAUGCAACAUGUGUCAUAAUAUCCUUGCUUCUCAUCAGUGUUGUUGUGUCCCCUGAGCUCUGUUCCAGUCAGUGAUCGUCAUUAUAAACCCUCAAUUAUUCAUAAUUUUUUAUAUGAUUUUUUUUUUUUUUUUAAGUCAAGGCUUUUGUGAGAAUCAUCUCAGACUGGUUCAUUUGAAUAAAGUUCUGCUUUUAAUGACCAUA